CCGAAUAUUAUUUUGACUUUUCUUAUUAUCAUUAUUCCCUUCCAACUAUUACUUAACCUUUUAACACAUUACCUACUCCCCCUGCCUGUACUUUAUAUAAGCUGCACCACCAAAUUUCAUUAUCCACAUUUGAGUUUCUCAUAUAUAUCACACAUUGUCACAAUAACAGUUUCAGCAAGCCACAUAUAUUAACGGAAAAUGUCCAAAGCCACGGUUUUUUUGGUAUUCCUGUUUGUUUUUCCGGCAGCACAAGCCGUGGACCACACUGUAGGCGGCUCCACCGGCUGGACCGCAUCCUUCAACUACACCGAAUGGGCUAGCCGCCAAACUUUUCGAGUCAAUGAUAACCUCGUGUUCAACUUUGGUCCUCCUCAUAGUGUGGAUAUAGUGAGCGCGGAUGAUUUUAGUAGCUGCAGCUCCGCAAGCCCCAUCAGAUCAUACACGGCAAGCCCCGCUACCAUUACACUGAAUACCUCCGGUGAAUGGUACUUCAUAUGCCCCGUCACCGGACACUGCUCAGGUGGCCAGAGGCUGUCCGUCAAUGUUGCCGGAGGGUCGACUCCAGCCGGCCCACCGGCGUCAGGAGGGUCCACGCCGUCAACUCCAGGCGGCCCACCGGCGGCUGGGGGGACUCCGCGGCCAUCUGCCGCCACGGGUUUGGGCGGAGGUGGCGGUUUGGUGGUGGCUGGGUUGGUGUCAAUUGUUAUGGUGGGAUUAAUGGGCUAGGCCAAAUUAUGUUUACCUUUUUUUUUCUCUCUCUCUCUUGUUUCGGCGCAUCUUAGUUAUGUUUUGUUGUUGGCGAGUUGGGAUUUACUAUUUAGUGGCGUGUGGUGUUUGUUCGUUUUCAUUUUUGUUCUUAUUUUGCUUCAAUAACAGGAUGUAAUUUUAUUUGNUU
Messenger RNA from Striga asiatica, 895 nucleotides. The record is from the annotation of a GenBank genome assembly. NCBI's taxonomy places the organism in Eukaryota, Viridiplantae, Streptophyta, Magnoliopsida, Lamiales, Orobanchaceae.